UGUGCCAAUUUAAGCACCAGGACCUGGCUAACUAAACAGAAUAAUAACAGCAGAGGACUUGAGCCAAGUCCAUGCAAUGAAUAUUGAUUAGUGAAUAGCCUAUUAAUGAGCACAGGGCGUGGUGUCGCUUGUCUCCACACGUGCAAACAAUUAAAAGUGUGGACUAACUGCUGCAUGCAUUUGUUAGAUGUUCACUGACGCAGCAAAGUACCGUCCACAGCUCUGUUUUGUCGUAGCUGGGCUCGAAAACGGCCAUAAUGCUACCCGACGCCUACGGGUGCGCUGUGGCGAACAGGUACGGGGAUCUUCUGGAUGACGACGCUGACCCGUUCGACUUGAUCCGCAAAGUGGAAAUGGAGAAGGCGAAACGAAAGAAAAAGGAAGACGAAGAGAAGAAAGGCAAGCAGAAAAAAACUGGUCACAAGGAAUCCCAGAAGGACAGGCGCGUCCCUCAAGACCCGGCUCCAGUCCGUAAGCAGCAGCAGCAGCAGCAGGCACGUCCUGGACCAGUGACUGAGAGCGUAAAAGAGGCCCAGAGGGACACAAAGACCUUUGGGGGCCGUAGGUCCAACCAAGAUGAGUACCCUCAGGAGUAUUCCAUCGCUAGGCCUUCCUAUAAUGCUGAGUUGGACAUCAGGGGCAGAGGUAGGAGAGGAGCAAGAGGUGGUGGAGAAUACAAAAGGAACUCUGACAACUUCAACCUGAGGGGCAAGAGAGAGUUUGAUCGACACAAUGGAACAGGCAUCUCUCCUGAGGAGAAGAGAGGAGGAAGAGGACCCUGGAACUGGGGCAGUGUUGAAGAAGCUGCAAAUGAACUAAUGGAGGUGACAUCCGAUGCUCCAGUCAAAUCUGAGGAGCACCAAAGACCUGUGGAGGAAGAGAAUCGUUAUGAUAGAGCAACGGAAGAAGAGGUCGGAGAGAUGGUGGUCCAGGUUGCCAUGGAGAUGACCCUGGAUGAGUGGAAAGCCCUGCAGGAGACGAGUCGUGCCAAGGCAGAGUUUAAUAUCCGCCAAGCCGAGGACAAGAUUCCCUCUAAAGCAAAGGUCAUCCACCAGUCGAAGCACGUGGAGAUUGUGAAGGAGGGGACCCUGGAGGACGUUGAGAAUGAUGGCAACUUCCUCCGUAGGUCUGUGAAUGACAUCACCUCCCUUCUGGACAUCAAUUUUGGUAGUCUAGGACGCCCCAGUCGCGGGGGUCGGGGAAGGGGAGCACGAGGCGGCCUGGAAUGUCGCCCAGAGAGAGCCAAACCCACAUUGGAGAAGGAGGAGGAUCUGGCUCCCAACCCCGAUGACCCAGAAGACUUCCCAGCGCUGUCAGCAGGAAGAUAGCCAAAUUCACUUCUUGUACCUCCUGUUGGGAAUAUUGGUUGCACUUGACACUUGCUUAAAAAAAAAGUGUGCUGUUCUUAAGGUUUGGGGCUUUAUUGUACUUGAUUUGUCUUGCACAGUAGGCACUGACCAGCAUUUGACUUCUUGGCGAAUAAAUACUUCUGCAAAUUUA
This is a messenger RNA of Etheostoma cragini (Arkansas darter), 1500 nucleotides long. RefSeq names its product intracellular hyaluronan-binding protein 4-like. The record is from RefSeq and is a predicted model, not a curated record. Gene Ontology annotation, cellular component: nucleus; cytoplasm. Gene Ontology annotation, biological process: positive regulation of translational initiation; positive regulation of RNA splicing. Gene Ontology annotation, molecular function: RNA binding. The transcript has 9 exons. Lineage: Eukaryota; Metazoa; Chordata; Actinopteri; Perciformes; Percidae. Bases 258 to 1328 code for a protein of 356 amino acids.